Molecule: messenger RNA, 2646 nt
Organism: Apodemus sylvaticus (European woodmouse)
Lineage: Eukaryota; Metazoa; Chordata; Mammalia; Rodentia; Muridae
Product: leucine-rich repeat-containing protein 37A-like
Exons: 1
Source: RefSeq, a predicted model, not a curated record
AUGGUGGUUGAACCUCCAGAUCUAUUUUUUCUCAAAACUACAAAAUCUAAACCUGCACAAGAGAAUCCAACUCAGAUUGCAAAAUCGCGUAAGGAAGUUGCAGCUCCAUCCGUAGAACAUGAGUAUGGGGAGCUACUGGUUCCACUUGAGCGUCAAGCUAAGUCUGCAAAUCCACCCAAAAUGUCAUUACAGCCUUUGAAUCAGGAACUCACCAUAUCUUCUCAGCCUUCUGGUUGGCCUCACCGCCCUCCAUAUUCAAAUGAGCCUGGGCACCCUAUACCAGGAAAGAUUUAUCUUCAUUAUGCAGAACCUCCCAAGGGAAUGGUAGUUGAACCUCCAGAUCUGUUUUUUCUCAAAACUACAAAAUCUAAACCUGGAUGGGAGACCCCACCCCAGAUUGCAAAAUCACCUACUGAGGUUGGAGGUGAAAUGCUAGAAUAUGAGGAUGGGGUGCUUUCAGGUUCAAUUGAAAGUCAAGCUGAGUCUGCAACUUUACCCAAUAUAUCAUUACAGCCUUUGGAUCAGGAACUCACCCUAUCUUCUCAACCUUCUGGUUGGCCUCACCGCCCUCCAUAUUCAAAUGAGCCUGGGCACCCUAUACCAGGAAAGAUUUACCUUCAUUAUGCAGAACCUCCCAGGGGCAUGGUGGUUGAACCUCCAGAUCUAUUUUUUCUCAAAACUACAAAAUCUAAACCUGCACAAGAGAAUCCAACUCAGAUUGCAAAAUCGCGUAAGGAAGUUGCAGCUCCAUCCAUAGAACAUGAGUAUGGGGAGCUACUGGUUCCACUUGAGCGUCAAGCUAAGUCUGCAAAUCCACCCAAAAUGUCAUUACAGCCUUUGAAUCAGGAACUCACCAUAUCUUCUCAGCCUUCUGGUUGGCCUCACCGCCCUCCAUAUUCAAAUGAGCCUGGACACCCUAUACCAGGAAAGAUUUAUCUUCAUUAUGCAGAACCUCCCAGGGGAAUGGUAGUUGAACCUCCAGAUCUGUUUUUUCUCAAAACUACAAAAUCUAAACCUGGAUGGGAGACCCCACCCCAGAUUGCAAAAUCACCUACUGAGGUUGGAGGUGAAAUGCUAGAAUAUGAGGAUGGGGUGCUUUCAGGUUCAAUUGAAGGUCAAGCUGAGUCUGCAACUUUACCCAAUAUAUCAUUACAGCCUUUGGAUCAGGAACUCACCCUACCUUCUCAACCUUCUGGUUGGCCUCACCGCCCUCCAUAUUCAAAUGAGCCUGGGCACCCUAUACCAGGAAAGAUUUACCUUCAUUAUGCAGAACCUCCCAGGGGAAUGGUGGUUGAACCUCCAGAUCUAUUUUUUCUCAAAACUACAAAAUCUAAACCUGCACAAGAGAAUCCAACUCAGAUUGCAAAAUCGCGUAAGGAAGUUGCAGCUCCAUCCAUAGAACAUGAGUAUGGGGAGCUACUGGUUCCACUUGAGCGUCAAGCUAAGUCUGCAAAUCCACCCAAAAUGUCAUUACAGCCUUUGAAUCAGGAACUCACCAUAUCUUCUCAGCCUUCUGGUUGGCCUCACCGCCCUCCAUAUUCAAAUGAGCCUGGACACCCUAUACCAGGAAAGAUUUAUCUUCAUUAUGCAGAACCUCCCAGGGGAAUGGUAGUUGAACCUCCAGAUCUGUUUUUUCUCAAAACUACAAAAUCUAAACCUGGAUGGGAGACCCCACCCCAGAUUGCAAAAUCACCUACUGAGGUUGGAGGUGAAAUGCUAGAAUAUGAGGAUGGGGUGCUUUCAGGUUCAAUUGAAGGUCAAGCUGAGUCUGCAACUUUACCCAAUAUAUCAUUACAGCCUUUGGAUCAGGAACUCACCCUAUCUUCUCAACCUUCUGGUUGGCCUCACCGCCCUCCAUAUUCAAAUGAGCCUGGGCACCCUAUACCAGGAAAGAUUUACCUUCACUAUGCAGAACCUCCCAGGGGCAUGGUGGUUGAACCUCCAGAUCUAUUUUUUCUCAAAACUACAAAAUCUAAACCUGGAUGGGAGACCCCACCCCAGAUUGCAAAAUCACCUACCGAGGUUCGAGGUAAAACGCUAGAAUAUGAGGAUGGACUGCUCUCAGGUUCAACUGAAGGUCAAGCUGAGUCUGCAACUCUACCCAAUUUGUCAUUACAGCCUUUAGAUCAGGAACUCACUUUAUCUUCUCAACCUUCUGGUUGGCCUCACCGCCCUCCAUAUCCAAAUGAGCCUGGACACCCUAUACCAGGAAAGAUUUACCUUCACUAUGCAGAACCUCCCAGGGGGAUGGUAGUUGAACCUCCAGAUCUGUUUUUUCUCAAAACUACAAAAUCUAAACCUGUACAGGAGAAUCCAGCUCUGAUUCCCAAAUCACUUAAGGACGUUGGAGCUCCUACCUUAGAAUAUAAGGAGGGGGUGCUUCUGGCUCCAGUUGAGCGUCAAGCUAAGUCUGCAAAUCCACCCAAAAUGUCAUUACAGCCUUUCGAUCAGGAACUCACCCUAUCUUCUCAGCCUUCUGGUUGGCCUCGCCGCCCUCCAUAUCCAAAUGAGCCUGGACACCCUACACCAGGAAAGAUUUACCUUCAUUAUGCAGAACCUCCCAGGGGAAUGGUAGUUGAACCUCCAGAUCUGUUUUUUCUCAAAACUACAAAAUCUAACCCUGUGCGGAAGACCCCUUUUGAUCAG